Adelges cooleyi (spruce gall adelgid) is the source of this 1113-nucleotide messenger RNA. RefSeq lists its product as uncharacterized. The record is from RefSeq and is a predicted model, not a curated record. Bases 295 to 888 code for a protein of 197 amino acids. NCBI's taxonomy places the organism in Eukaryota, Metazoa, Arthropoda, Insecta, Hemiptera, Adelgidae. The transcript is spliced from 4 exons.
GUUUAUUCAAUGUGAUUUUAUCUACUUUUUUAUCUACUUUAUAAUCACCAACCUAACCUAACCAAUGUCUGUUUCAUCUACACACAAUAAAACACGAAUAACGCUAUGCACUAUAGGUGACAAAAAAGGUUCAGAAAACAAUAUUGUGAUAAUUACCACCUAUACAUGAUACUGUUUAUCUAUAUGAAAAUAAAAAUUUCAAGGAAUGUGUCAGUCUAAAUGUCAAAAUAUUUUCAAACGUAUUCCGUGUAUCGACGAGUUAUAACGCCGUCCGACGUUUGAUGAAAAAGAAACAUGUACUACAUAAUUAAAAUUUGUUACUCAUUAUGUCUACUAAAAGCUUAUGUGUGGCCAAAGGAUAUCAUGCCCACGUUCUUACAACCUAUUCAACAUCUGGUCCGUUUUACUAAUUUUGAGAUAAUCGUCAACCAGUCUAAUGGAGAAGUAAAAGAAGGUGCUUUUAAGCAGUAUUAUGAUACACAGAUAUUGGAUCUAGACUACGUUAUCUAUAAGAAAGUAGUGGCACAUCGCAUGCAUUUUGAGCUGAUUAAAUGUAAAGAGCAUUACAUAGAUUGCGUUAAUGUUAGAACAUUUGAUGUUCUUAAUUUGUGUGGCAAUGAAAAUGCUAUUAAAAUUUUUUUUAAAGCAGAUUACAUAAGCCAAGAGAUUACCUGUGAACUCCAAGGCGAGUACCUUGCAAGAAAUUUAACAUACAACAUGGAAUAUGUACAUCAAUUGUUUUUCACAUUGUCAGAUAAAUGGUGGGAAUUGACAUUCAAAUGGAGAAUUUCUUUUUAUAACAAAGAAAAUGAGUUUAUUAUCAAAUUCAUUGGCGAUUACAAAUAUAUCACUUACAGAAAGCGAAAUCGAAAUCCUAUAAGCACAUAAAAAGUCAUAAUUUUUUUUUUUAAUUGAUCUACAUUUUAUGAAUCUAAUAAACACAUGUGUUAAAAUAGCCUUAUGGGUUGUUCUCAAAAUUGAUAUCUGUCAAUUGUUUGGCUCGAAAGAAAAAUAUACAUUAAUCUAAUUAUAAAUUGUUUAUAUUUUUCCUUAGUCGAGCGACCCUUAUGGACACGCGUGUUUUUCAAAUUAAUUAUAUUUUAUCUUUAGCUA